Euleptes europaea (tarantolino) is the source of this 985-nucleotide messenger RNA. RefSeq names its product coiled-coil domain-containing protein 74B-like. The transcript has 8 exons. The record is from RefSeq and is a predicted model, not a curated record. NCBI's taxonomy places the organism in Eukaryota, Metazoa, Chordata, Lepidosauria, Squamata, Sphaerodactylidae. Bases 22 to 939 code for a protein of 305 amino acids.
UCCGCCUGACUCGGCCUCGGGAUGCAGAGCGGCGGCCUGCCCGGCCUCGGCCUGCUGGCCCGCCGGCCCCGCGCCGAGAGCCUGGAGCGCAGCGUCGCCUUCCUGCAGCAACAGCACUCCGAGACGCUGGCCCAGCUGCACCAUGAGGUGGAGCGGCUGAAGCGCCAGAACAAGGAUCUUCAGUACAAGCUCAUCAUGCAGUCUGCCUCGCACACGCCUGAUUCUCAUCCCAGCACCAAGCCUUGUGAAAGGAGCAGUCCUGUGGAAAAGGCAGCUCUGAGCCAGAAGGCAGCAGAAAGAGAAGGUUCUACAAAACAAGCAGGAAAGAAGCACGUGAGUGAAGAACUCAGAGACAAAAUGGAGAGUACAGAAGAGGUAGCAACUAGAGUGAUGCAGAAGGACGCUGAGGCCCUCAUUUCAGAGCUUGAUAUUCCAGCACAGAUGGCUUCCUCCAGAGAGACAGAAGUCUGUGACAGAAUGACAUCCCCCAUACCUUUUCCAUCCCAAAGUCAAACAAAAAUUGGGGAAGUGAAAAUCCCUACAGCUUCUUCCAACCCUUUCUUGGUGAACGUGCUUCCGUCCCAUAUGCGGAAGCCACCGACACUGGAGGAGUGUGAGGUGGUCAUUCGCCAGCUGUGGAAUAUCAACCACAUGCAGAUGCAAGAGCUGAUGUAUUUGAGAGCAUGUAUAGAAGACAUCCACAAGACCAAAAGAAUUCCUGAAGACUACAUGCUAGCUGGACAGCUUGGGAACCAGGAUAUCACACGUUUGCCUAGAAUGAAGAAUGCUCCUAAGAAAUGUAGGAUUCUAACACCACUGCCUGCUGCUGAAAGAGCCGUGCUACCAGCACUGAAGCAAACCUUAGGAAAUGCUUUUGCUGAGAGACAGAAGAGAGCACAAGCUGCUCAGAGGAGCAGGCUUCAUCGGACUGUGCUUUAGCAAGUAGAGUUCAAUCAAUCCCCUUCUAUAAAUGGUUCAGAAGCCA